Molecule: messenger RNA, 1204 nt
Organism: Penaeus vannamei (Pacific white shrimp)
Lineage: Eukaryota; Metazoa; Arthropoda; Malacostraca; Decapoda; Penaeidae
Source: RefSeq, a predicted model, not a curated record
GGAGGUCUGCAGGGCAAGGGAUCGCCCGUGCCGCUGACUGCCUAUGUGCUCAUCGCCCUACUUGAGGCAGGCGCGCCCGCCGACGCCCCGAUCGUUCUCCAAACGACGCGCUGCGUGCUGGGCGAUAUGACCAGGGACCCCUACACCAUCGCCCUCAAGGCCUACGCUCUCGCCCUGGCUGGGCAUCCCCGGUAUACGGCCGUCCUGCUGCAGCUGCUCGAGUUAGCCGUCGAGGACGACGAGGGAAUGUACUGGGAGGUGCAGCGAAUGUUCUACAGGAGCAACUCCCUCGCUGUGGAGACGGCGGGCUACGCAAUCAUGGCCAUGAUGGCCAAUCCCGAGAGAUACUUAUUGGACGCGAGGAAGAUCGUCAAGUGGAUCACCACCAAGAGGAACGGAUACGGAGGUUUCUACUCUACACAGGACACAAUAGUGGCCCUGCAAGCCCUGGCCAGCUACGAGACCAAUACGUACGAAGGGAAGCUUGAUGUUGUGGCCACAGUCACAUCUUUCAGCUUCCGCGAAUCGGAGAAGGUCCAGCAGUCGCAGCAAUUCCAACAAUCACAAAAGUUGCAGUAUAAGCGGUCCGUACCCACUGUCGGUAACCUCGUGCACGAAUUCAUUAUCAAUGAGGACAGCAAGCUUUUGCAGCAGCAAGUGAGUCUUCCGGACUUCCCCACCUACGUGAAGAUUAGCAUGGAGGGGCAGGGAUGCGCCGUGAUGCAGGCGGUCCUUCGCUACAACGUUCCCGUCGCCGAACCGAGCGAUGCCUUCAGCCUCAAAGUCGACGGCGACAACGCACCUGGGAGGGACUGCGCCCGCAAGCGAAUCCGCGCCUGCUCCGCCUACAUCCUGCCGGACGGCGAGUCCAACAUGGCCGUCAUCGAAGUGAACCUCAUUUCCGGCUUCAUCCCCGUGAAGGACGACCUCAAGGCGGUCGUGAGGCGAAACCCUAAGGUCAUAAAGCGCUACGAGGUGGACGGCAGCAAAGUGUCCUUCUACAUCGAGGAGUUCACGGCCGAGGAGGUGUGCGUCGCCUUCAACAUCUUGCGCGAGGUUGAGGUCGAGAACACCAAGCCGGGAACCGUGGUUGUUUACGACUACUACGAGCCCGACUUCGCCGUCAGCACGACAUACGCCUUCCCGUACGUCGAAGGGUGCGACUGAUGAGACUUCUUCGCCAUUCGACACACACACACACACA